Molecule: messenger RNA, 3222 nt
Organism: Cercocebus atys (sooty mangabey)
Lineage: Eukaryota; Metazoa; Chordata; Mammalia; Primates; Cercopithecidae
Gene: LDHAL6B
Product: lactate dehydrogenase A-like 6B
Exons: 1
Coding region: 1371-2630 (419 amino acids)
Biological process (GO): carboxylic acid metabolic process
Cellular component (GO): cytoplasm
Molecular function (GO): L-lactate dehydrogenase (NAD+) activity
Source: RefSeq, a predicted model, not a curated record
AAGAACGGAAAGAAAUCUAAUUUCAUUGAACAAAAUGUAAUUUCAUUGAACAAAAUGUGAUUCAUUGAACAAAAUCGUUUAUUGAACAAAAAAUCUAAUUUCACCAAACAAAAAACCCAAGUUGCCAUGGCCAUCCUCACCACAACGUGUGGAUUUCCAGAUGUUGCAUUUGGGAUUUCAUUGUGCACUGUCACAGGAAGGUUGUGCAUGUCUUACUUGUUAGCUGACUUAGCGGGGAUGACCUGCAGAUGCUGAUGAGUAUCUGCCUGCCUGGAUGGCCCAGGUGAUCCAUAAUCAGAACUCCAGCUCUCAAGGCCCCAUACCCCUUUUUCAGUGGAUUCAUAGGGGUGUCUAAAUGACAAACUCAAUUCUUUUCCUAAAUUCUAGCUAAGACAGAGCAAAAGCGAAGCCCCUCAUGCUCAGUAAUUCAUUGCAAUGAGCCAUGUCAUCUGAGGCUUUGCAAUUUCUCCCAGAAGCAGUAUCGAAUUUGCACCAAUCUGGCCAGAAACUCAUGCUCAGAUACUCUGUUUAACAAGAGGUCAGCUGGGAUGAUGGAUGAGACCAGGGGAUUUCCAUAAGACCAGGAAGUCCCCAAGACCAUGACCUCAAAUUACUUUUUUAUCAUCUGCAGUCCCACACAGCCUGGCACCCACUAGGCACCCAGUACUCAUGGGUUUUAUGAGAACAAACACCAAAAGUGAACUCUGGGCCUUGAUUUAUACUCCCAGUUGGCAUGGGGAGACAAGGAAUGCCAGUCUGUGAUUCCAGCAAGAGGCAAGACGAAAAUCUAUUUCUUCAGCAGCUAAUAUAUGUAGCAGGAUGAUUCAUGUUCCAAAAAUAUGCAGUAGUAUGGUGAGAUUUAGUGCUGGAGUGACUCCCAGCUGGCCCCUACCCUGCUCAAGCUUCAGUUGACUGUCCCAACUGGCCAGUGCGGGUCCUGGCCAGGACUGGCACCAAGGCAGCGGGAUCCUUUCAAAAUAGGCCUCCAGCGCCGUAGACCAGAAAGCAGGAGCCCACUUCUCGGACACUGGGAGAUGGUGCAGGCAGCCACCAGUACGCAACGCACAGCGCCCUAUCCUUCCCGGCAGGGUCAUGGUUCAGAAAACGUAACCUUAUUUUCAUCUGUAGAUAAUAGAAGCAUUUUUCCUUUGCACUCAUACUAAAAAUAAAAAACUAGUAAUCCCAGGGAUCUGGGUUAGCUUCUUCAGCAUGUCAACUAUUGAUGAGAACACUCUUUGUAAAACGAACUCCAGAAAUCACUUGCUAGAGAAGCAGCCCUUCACUGCCUUAGUCUGAGCACCCACAGAAAGCACGUGUCGGAGACGCUGGAAAGGCCCACGCAGCCGCAGUAGAGGGCCAGGGGGCGGGUCAUGCGCACCCGCAGUAGAGGGCUGAAGGUCCUGCCAACGGCUCUCUUGGUGUCUCAACGUUCUGGUCAGCAGCUUUUUGCCGUUUCUCUCUCUCCACUUCUUGAGCGAGCAGCCAUGAGUUGGACUGUGCCUCUUGUGCGGGCCAGCCAGAGAGUGAGCUCGGUGGGAGCGAAUUUCCUGUGCCUGAAGAUGGCCCUGUGUCCCUGUCAGGCAGCGCGCAUCCCACUCAAGGGCGCCUGGCGCUUCACCUCCGUGAGCAAGAUGGCGACUGUGAAGAGUGAGCUUAUUGAGCGCUUCACUUCUGAGGAGCCCGUUCAUCACAGUAAGGUCUCCAUCAUAGGAACUGGAUCGGUGGGCAUGGCCUGCGCUAUCAGCAUCUUAUUAAAAGGCUUGAUCGAUGAACUUGCCCUUGUGGAUCUUGAUGAAGGCAAACUGAAGGGUGAGACGAUGGAUCUUCAACAUGGCAGCUCUUUCACGAAAAUGCCAAAUAUUGUUUGUAGCAAAGAUUACUUUGUCACCGCAAACUCCAACCUAGUGAUUAUCACAGCAGGUGCACGCCAAGAAAAGGGAGAAACGCGCCUUAAUUUAGUGCAGCGAAAUGUGGCCCUCUUCAAGUUAAUGAUUUCCAAUAUUGUCCAGCAUAGUCCCCACUGCAAACUGAUUAUUGUUUCCAAUCCAGUGGAUAUCUUAAGUUAUGUAGCUUGGAAGCUGAGUGCAUUUCCCAAAAACCGUGUUAUUGGAAGCGGCUGUAACCUGGAUACUGCUCGUUUUCGUUUCUUGAUUGGACAAAAGCUUGGUAUCCAUUCUGAAAGCUGCCAUGGAUGGAUCCUCGGAGAGCACGGAGACUCAAGUGUUCCUGUGUGGAGUGGAGUGAACAUAGCUGGUGUCCCUUUGAAGGACCUGAACUCUGAUAUAGGAACUGAUAAAGAUCCUGAGCAAUGGAAAAAUGUCCACGAAGAAGUGAUUGCUACUGCCUAUGAGAUUAUUAAAAUGAAAGGUUAUACUUCUUGGGCCAUUGGCCUAUCUGUGGCUGAUUUAACAGAAAGUAUUUUGAAGAAUCUUAGGAGAACACAUCCAGUUUCCACCAUAAUUAAGGGCCUCUAUGGAAUAGAUGAAGAAGUAUUCCUCAGUAUUCCUUGUAUCCUGGGAGAGAAUGGUAUUACCCAUCUUAUAAAGAUAAAGCUGACCCCUGAAGAAGAGGCCCGUCUGAAAAAAAGUGCAAAAACACUUUGGGAAAUUCAGAAGGAGCUCAAGAUUUAAAGUUGUCUAAAACUACCAUUCCGAAAUUAUUGAAGAGAUCACAGAUACAGGAUUAUAUAACGAAAUUUUGAAUAAACUUGAAUUCCUAAAAGAUGGAAACAGGAAAGUAGGUAGAGUGACUUUCCUAUUUAUUUAGUCCUUCAGCUCUUUUAUUUAGCAUCCACGUGCUGGAUGAUACUUAUUUACAAUUCCUAAGUGUUUUUGGUACCUCUGAUGUAGCAGCACUCGCCUUGUUAUAUACAUGUUGUUAGCAUUUGGUUCCCAAAAAGUAGGAUGUAGGUAUUCAUUGUGUUCUAGAAAUUCUGAGUCUUUUCAUUAGAUAUAUGCUAUUUCUUUCAUUCUUGCUGUCUUACACCUAUGUUCAUUUAUACGCUGUAAAGUAGUAGCUUCUUCUACAGUAUAAAAAUAAAAGUAUGUACAUACAAAAAAAAUAUGCAGUAGUAUAUACAAUCUUUUGUUUUGCUUCCUUUGAUAGUCAAUAAGUUCUAUUUGUUGAAUGAAUAAAAUACGGCGAGGCAUAUGAUUUGCUUCAUGAGAAACCGGAUCACAGACCCAAAAGCUUAAAACAGAUAGACAUUAAAAUGGAUAUUGG